CUUUAGCUGUCAGUGUCAGUCGCUCGCGGCCCGCUCGCUCGGUCGACCGUCAAUGCUAUCGCACUCAAUCUUUGGUUUUGGGGCGUGUAGUACAAAUUUAACAUUAUUAUUUGCUGAACUUAUCGCAAGUUGUUACAUUCCUUGAAUUGUUAUAGGCCCAUUUGAACUUUUCUUUUCUAUAUCACCAGUUAACCGAAUAACAAGGAAUGGAAGACUUGAGUUUUUUGCCCGAUCUCCCGAGUGGGCCCCUGGAUGAGUUUAGAAGAACCGCCACAUUCGAUUGGAAACGUUUAAAACUAGCGCUAGAAGGCGAUAUAAAUCUACUUAAACUUAAGUACAAAAUAUGGCACACACUAGAGAAGGACCCACUCUUCGCUCACUCCGCAGUCACUCCGUCCGUGGAAGAGCAGAAACGCAUCACCCAGUUGCAAGUCAACAGGAUAAAUCAGUACAAAUUCCUCACGCCAGAAUUAAUGCGGUUGAGUUAUAUUAAAAAAACCAGAGCAAUAAUGACAAUCAACGAAGCAGUGCAGUCGCUCAACCCUAGCGUGUCAGUGAAGAUGGCUAUCGGCAUAUAUCUGCCGUCAAACGCACUGCUGUCGCUGGGUACUGAGCGACACUACAAGUUCUACGAGGCACUACUAGUUAAGAGAGAGAUCCUAGCGGCGUUCGCGCUGACAGAAGUGGCGCACGGCUCAGACGCGCGUCUCAUGCGCACGACCGCCACGUACGACGCGACGACGCGACAAUUCGUGCUGCACUCCCCGGAUUUCGAGGCUGCCAAAUGCUGGGUUGGUAAUCUAGGUCGAACGUGUACACACUCGCUAGUUUUCGCUCAACUAAUCACACCAGAUGGAACAAGUCACGGUCUACACGGUUUCAUGGUACCGAUCAGAGACCCGGAAACGUUGGAAACGUAUCCAGGUCUCAUUGUGGGCGAUAUGGGGGAGAAGAUUGGAGUGAACGGGAUUGAUAAUGGGUUCAUGAUGUUCAACCAGUACCGGAUACCGCGCGAGAACCUCCUCAACCGAACUGCUGACGUCACAGAAGAAGGGGUGUAUGAGAGCUCCUUCUCCGAACCUUCCAGAAUACUUGGGGCUGCCCUUGAGAAUUUGUCUGCAGGUCGCAUAGGUAUAAUGCAAGAGAGCUGCAACUCCAUAUCGUCCUGCGUGUCGAUAGCGGUGCGGUACGCGGCGACCCGCGCUCAGUUCGGCACCGCGGCGCGCGAGAUACCGCUGCUAGAGUACGAGUUGCAUCAAUGGCGGCUGUUCGGUUACGUGGCGGCGGCCGUAGUCUUCAAGGUGUACAUCGAGAGUUUCACCAGGGUAUAUCUGAAAAUCGUCGAGGCCUCGAAUUCUGGACAGAAAGUUGAUAAUUUGAGCGAAUCGGUGUCAGAAAUUCACGCCAUGGUGUCCAGUAGUAAACCUAUGACAACUUGGACUGUGCUGAGAGCGGCUCAACAGUGCCGCGAGGCAUGCGGUGGCCAUGGAUUUAUGAAGCGAGCGAACCUAGGUGAAAUCCGCAGCAACCACGAAGCAACAGUAACUUACGAGGGAGACAACAGCGUGCUAUCCCAGCAGGCGGGCAACUGGCUGCUCCGGCAGUACGAGUGCAGUAAAACGCAGUCCGUCGACUCCCCGCUAGGAACCGUCACAUUCCUCAACCAUAGUCAGGAGAUUAUGGAGCGCCGCUUCACUUGUACACACACUUCGCAACUGAAGGAUAAAGAAUUCAUACUAUCAACCUACCAAUGGCUGAUCUGCUGGCUCCUAAAAGAAACCCACGAAAAGUACGAAUCUCUCCUCGCGAGCGGUCUCACAAAGUUCCAAGCCAAAGCCAAAUGCCAAGUGUACAAGUGGCAGACCUUGACGGAAGUAUAUGCCGAGUAUUUGGCUCUUCUGUUCUGUUGGGAGGCUAUUGGGAAGAAAGAGAAGGAGCUACAGCCGAUUUUGGAGAGGCUGUUUUUGUUGUACGGUCUAUGGUCACUGGAUAGGCAUUUAGUAGAACUGUACCAAGGCGGGUUCGCGUCCGGUCCCUCGCUGGCGUCUCUAGUCCGGAGCGGCGUGUCCGAGCUGUGCGGCGCGCUGCAACCCGACGUGGUGGGCGUGGUCGACGCGCUCGCUCCCACGGACUUCGUGCUCAACUCCGUGCUGGCCAAGAGCGACGGCAAGCUUUACCAAAACCUCCAAAAGGAGUUGUUCCACACACCGGGCGGCAUGGAGCGGGCGACGUGGUGGCGGGACGUCGUACCCACGCAAUCUAAGCUGUAAGCGUACUUAGCAUACUAUA
Messenger RNA from Cydia amplana, 2289 nucleotides. RefSeq names its product peroxisomal acyl-coenzyme A oxidase 3. Gene Ontology annotation, biological process: lipid homeostasis; fatty acid beta-oxidation using acyl-CoA oxidase. Gene Ontology annotation, molecular function: pristanoyl-CoA oxidase activity; fatty acid binding; FAD binding. The record is from RefSeq and is a predicted model, not a curated record. The coding region runs from base 207 to 2270 and encodes 687 amino acids. Gene Ontology annotation, cellular component: peroxisome. NCBI's taxonomy places the organism in Eukaryota, Metazoa, Arthropoda, Insecta, Lepidoptera, Tortricidae. The transcript is spliced from 14 exons.